Molecule: messenger RNA, 3247 nt
Organism: Sciurus carolinensis (gray squirrel)
Lineage: Eukaryota; Metazoa; Chordata; Mammalia; Rodentia; Sciuridae
Gene: Spidr
Product: scaffold protein involved in DNA repair
Exons: 20
Coding region: 62-2827 (921 amino acids)
Biological process (GO): double-strand break repair via homologous recombination; regulation of establishment of protein localization to chromosome
Cellular component (GO): nuclear chromosome; nucleoplasm
Source: RefSeq, a predicted model, not a curated record
UAAGCGCGCGCCUUCCAGAGGGGGCGUUGCGAGCGAGAGGAGGGAGGCAGCGCGCGUGGAGAUGCCUCGCGGCGGCCGCUUUCACAGUCACAAGAGAAAAAGGAGUGGGAGUAUAGAGUAUUCAUCCUUUCCAGAAGAGAAGCCACUACAGUGCAGAACAGGUCUCAGGACAGUGGGAACAGCUGCCUCCCUCUCUGAAGCAUGGCUUAAGUGUGGAGAAGGAUUUCAGGACACUCCUGGGACUCAGUCAUUAACAACUGGAAGGGUGACUCUUACAGAAAAGGACCUUGAAUUAGCUACAAGACCAAAGAAAGAAACUACUACAUCUAAGAAUACCAGUGAGCCUACAGAUAUAACAUGGAGUUCCAGUGGAAGUGAUCUGUCAGAUGAAGACAAAACACUUUCUAAAUCACAGAGAGAUAAUGAACAGUUCAUUGACUGGGAGAUCGACAGUGACAGGGAAGAUGCUAGUGAAUAUAAUGAAUGGGAAGAUGGCAAAAGUGCUGUAGAAAUCUCAGAUUGUGCCUCUUGUGCAAGUAGUCAUUCUGUGACAAAUGAUGAGAGAUUAUCUGAGCUUCCUAAGCCAAUUUUUGCAGAAAUUUUGGAGUAUUCAUCAGAUAGCCACAAAGAAGAUGACUCAGAAAAUGUCCUAUUCAUUGAUUCAGAAUCCCCUCACAAAUACCACAUGGAAUAUGGUUCUGAUGCAAGACAAGUUAUGGAUAGACUGAGCAACCCAAGGCUGAAAUCAGAGACUGUCUUGGGUACACCCCAGAAACAGACAGCUAAGUUUCCCAGGACUCCAGAAAAUUCAGCAAAGAAGAAGAAACUUUUAAGAGGCGGGCUAGCAGAAAGACUAACCAGAUUGCAAAACCGAGAGAGAUCUGCCAUUUCUCUGUGGAGACAUCAACAUGUUUCUUACCAAAAGACAAUUUCAGGUACAAAAUCUGGUGUAUUAACUGUGAAAAUUCUAGAGCUGCAUGAGGAAUGCACCAUGCAAGUUGCCAUGUGUGAACAACUAGUGGGGUCACCAGCUGCCAUCCCUUCCAGGGGUGUGGCUACUGGGCCUGAAACCAACCUGAAAGUUCUCUUCACUCAGGAGACUGCUUGUUAUCUCAGGGGAUGUCCCCAGGAUGUUAUCCACAUCUUUCCUCCCUGGCAAAAACUUAUUAUCCCAAAUGGAGGUUGCCCUAUUAUUCUGAAUACUUAUUUCUGUCAGAAAGUUUUUACCAAAGAAGAUUCAGAAACAACUCACAAACUGUACUGUCAUGACGUACUCCUUCCAAGAAGAAACAUCACUUUGGCCCAGAUGUUUAAAAUUAAGGAUCUAUCCAAUAAUUCACCUGAAAGCCAGGUUGUGUAUAGAGACCUGGCUACCACAGGCAAAGACUGGACCAAUGGGCCCAAAAAGGCAAAGCAGCACUUCACAGCUGAAUCCCCCUUUAGUGAUUCUCUCCUGGAUGUGGUAGAAAGCCAAGGAGCUUCCCCGUGGUCAGGAGUGGGGGUCCAAGUCGUGGUGCAGAGAGUUUACUCACUACCUGGCAGAGAUGGCACUGGAAGCCAGCAGGAGAGUAGCUCAGGGCAUGCAGAUCCACCUGAGCCAAGAAUCUGCCUUUUGGUGCAAGAUGCCUACGGGAUGUUUGGUGAAGUGUACUUGGAGGUUGCCAUGUUGAAGGGCAAACAGUUGGAAGGGAAGUCCUGCCAGUUGGCAGGAAUGAAGGUUCUACAGAAGACCACCAGAGGAAGGACACCAGGGCUCUUCAGUUUGAUUGACACCAUAUGGCGUCCAGCAAUACCCCUGAAAUCACCUGGACAUGGCCAGCCCUGUGAAGAGGUAAAAACUCAUCUGCCUCCUCCUUCCUUCUGUUACAUCCUCUCAGCUCAUCCCAAUCUUGGACAAAUUGAUAUGAUUGAAGGAGACCCCAUUUCUAAGCUUUACCAGCCUCCAGUUCUCCUUUGCCUAAGAGAUAUUCUCCAGACUGACAAUCUGGGUGCCCGCUGCAGUUUCUAUGCCAGAGUGAUUUAUCAAAGACCACAGCUGAAGAGUCUGCUUCUUUUGGCGCAAAGGGAGAUUUGGCUGUUGGUGACUGACAUCACCCUGCAAACAAAGGAUGGGAAUGACCACCACCUCCCCAAAAUUCUGCCAGUUUGUGUGACCCCCUCAUGUGUCCUGGGCCUGGAAAUUCUAGAAGCACUCUCUGUGGCUGCACCUCAUAGCAUCCUCUUCAGGGAUGCUCUCCGAGAUCAGGGUCAGAUUGUUUGUGUUGAACGGACUGUCCUGUUGCUUCAAAAACCCUUUGGGUGUGUGGCCUCUGGUGCUGGCUCCUGUGAGCUGACUGGCCCAGUGAUACUGGAUGAACUGGACUCCCUCACACCUGUUAAUUCCAUUUGCAGUGUUCAAGGCACUGUGGUUGGAGUGGAUGAGAACACUGCUUUCUCAUGGCCUACAUGUGACUGGUGUGGCAAUGGGAGAUUGGAACAAAGGCCAGAAGAUGGAGGUACCUUUUUCUGUGGGGACUGUUCCAAGUUGAUCACAUCUCCUGUUCUCAAGAGGCACCUACAGGUCUUUCUGGACUGCCCCUCAAGGCCCCAGUGCAACGUGAAGGUCAAGCUGUUGCAGGGCAGUAUUUCUUCACUGCUGAGGUUUGCCGCCUGUGAGGAUGGGACUUAUGAAGUGAAGAGUGUACUCGGAAAGGAGGUGGGGUUGUUAAGUUGUUUUGUCCAUUCCAUAACCACCCACCCGACUAACUUCAUUGGAUUGGAGGAAAUUGAGAUUCUGAGUGCAGGAGGAACCUCUGCUGAAGGCCAGCGAUUGCAACUGGAUCUGUGAACUUUGCAAUGUGACUGCAAGGGUCAGGGUGGGGGGCCGGGUAUGGUAGUUAUUUGUUAACUAUGGAUAGAGUGAAUGUAUUUUAUGAUCUUAAAAUGAAACUUCCAUUUUUCUGGGACAAAUGUAAGAUGUUUUUGUAAACUAUAAAUAAAAAGAUCUUUUCUAUGGCUUUAUUACCUUUCCACAAAUUUAGGAAUAUGUUUCUAAAGCUUUAUGUUUAUGUGAGGCAAUAAUAUUGGAAAUAAUUAUUUUGUUCAAUUAUAGCUUUGCAGUAUUCAAAUUUUUAUCAUGAUCCAUCAUCUUUUCCUUGUGUAUUUUCAUUUCCCCAAAGAAAAAUACCCUGCAAAGCUUAAAACCUUUGUCCCACAUUGUGGUAUUACUGUUCUGAUACAAUAAAUGUCCAAUCUAAGCAUUCUGCAG